Wasmannia auropunctata (little fire ant) is the source of this 1274-nucleotide messenger RNA. RefSeq lists its product as uncharacterized. Bases 49 to 1005 code for a protein of 318 amino acids. The transcript has a single exon. Lineage: Eukaryota; Metazoa; Arthropoda; Insecta; Hymenoptera; Formicidae. The record is from RefSeq and is a predicted model, not a curated record.
GGCUGCGUAGAAUAGAAAUUUUAAUUAGAAGAAGCGUAGUAGGGUAACAUGCAAGCCGCCGGCUCUGAAAUCUUUAGGACCGUCGACGCGUUUCUCGCGCUGCUGCAGAGUCCGGCCGUUAGCGAACAGAUGAGCGUAGAAAAUGCGACGCAAGCUUUCAGCUGCGCUCACUACGUCGAGGUCGCCGUUGCCAAGGUGCAGGCCGAGGGCAAGAAAUCGCCCUUCGAGAAGUGCCUACGUCGGGAGCUCGGGCGGAAGCUGUUUCCGCAGAAUCGGGACAUCACGUGCUCCGAUCUGGAGAGAGCUUGCGACAAACUGUUGGAGUGUUACAUGAAGGACAGUCGCGUUCCCACGGAGGUAGUCGACGAAUACCUGAAACUGUACACCCAACAUUUUGGACAGGACAGACUGAACGCCUUCCUGAAUCAAAUGCUAGGCAGCUCCAUUGCCGCGAACGUGAUCGUGGAAUCUUUAGGGGAACUAGGAGUACCGUCGUCUCGCCUGGAGGACGAGGCGUUGAUCAUGUCGUGGCAAAUGGCAAUAGCCAACGGCGACGAGGACGAAGUAACGGAAUGCGUGAAUAAGAUGUUGAACGACGACCACGUCUCGAGACUCGUACACUUGGCGGUUGAGUCGCACGACGACACGAUUAGGCGAUUGGUUGUACAAACUUUUACCCCGAAGCUAACCGACUACGAUCCCGAGAUAUGCGUAGCUCUGGUAGAUACCGAAAAGAAAUCGCUCUUGAGACUACUUCAGGACAGCACUCAGUUCUCCAUAGAUUUCGUCGAUGCGAUAUUCUACUUCGGCCGAAACAUGUACCACGUGGACGGAAUGUGGUGCUCGAAUUUUAAAUUCGAGUACAAACAUCUCUGCCAGAUAGUGAAAAUUUUGCUGAACGGCCCUCGCGCAAUUCGCGAACGAGUACACAAUAGAAUGACUACCGUUAAAACUCAGCCGGAUAGUGAGAUAUGGAGCAAUGUUGAAGCAGAUAUCUUUAAUUGAUUUUUUCAGAUUUGAUUUGACGAUUUUGUAAUAUAAAGUAUAUUUUGUAUUGUUCUAUAAUAUAAUUCUUUUGCAAAAGGAGAAUAAAAAAUUGUCCAUCGCUUGUAAAUCUGUUUUGUUAACGAAAUAAUUACCAAUCCUAUAUUAAGAAAAAAUUUAAGACGUGAAAAGUUUAAUUACUUUACAUAUCUGUACGGCGAUCUUUUUCUUACCAUUAUAAAUUUGCCAUCGUUUUGUCAAAUAAGAAACGCAUGUAUUUAUUUUAUUAA